Messenger RNA from Funneliformis geosporum, 2934 nucleotides. Lineage: Eukaryota; Fungi; Glomeromycota; Glomeromycetes; Glomerales; Glomeraceae. The record is from the annotation of a GenBank genome assembly.
AUGCAAAAUCAAACAGCGGUUUUAUCAGACUCUUCUGACGCAUCCGAUAUUAACAAUAUCAAAGCUCCAAACGUAUUCAUAUCUCCACAUUUCAGGACAAGGACAAAUACAGCACGCUUGUCAUUCAAAGAUUUUCAAAAGAAAGAUAAUCCACCAAAUUUGUCCGCUGCUCAAAACCCUAUCCUAUGCGAUUCACUCACUCCAACAUUUGCAAAUUUAUUUUUCAAGAAAUUUGGAAACAAGUCAAAUGAAAUUACAAAUGAAUCUACUACACUUAGUGCAGAAAGAAUUGUAGAAAAAGAAAAGUUAAACAAUGUUACCUUAAAUAAAGCAAAGUCCUUAUAUCAUGAAAAAACAGCGGAAUCCUUUAAUAAUGAGCCUUCAAUUCAAGAAAAUACUUCAGAUAAAGAAACUUGCGCUGAUUCUAAUAAUUCUUCACUUCAAUCUCCAGAACUGUCCUCACAGCGAACAUCUUUUCUGGCCGAGAAUAAAAUUUUAGCUCACAAUCUAAAUUCUGACACUUACUUAGAUCAGACAUCAUCAUCCUUAUCGAAAAAUGAUUACCCUCAGACGGAUAUUGAUGAAAUAUUAAUAGAAGAUAAUACCGAGAUAUCUAAAGAAAACGACAAAGAUAACGUUGAAGGAUCACUUUCCUUAAAUAAAAAUAAUUCAGAUAAUUUUCUUUUUUCUCGAAAACUUUCUUGCAAUUCUGAAAUGAAGGAUAAUUUGAAUGAUGAUAAUGAGUUAAAUCUAACAAUUGGAACUAUUCAAAGAUGGAAAGAUGAAGUGAUGAGAAGGGAUUGUCUUAUAGAAGAUCUGCGUAAUCAGAUUGCUACGCUUCGCGAUACUUUAGAACGUAAAAAAAAAUCUUUAUUCAAUUAUCGCGAACGUAUGCUUCUUGUGGAGUCAAUAAUUAAACAGAAACAAAUUAAUACCGAACGUAAUCGAGAAAGAAUCGAUAAUAUCAAGUUAAAGUAUUCAUUGUUUAAUAACUUACUCUAUAAUAUGGGCAAUAAUAUGGAGAAAAUAUGUAAUCAUAAAGAAAGAAUAGAAGGAGAGUUUGAAUCAAUGAAAUCAGACUUUAGUAAGUUAACUAUUAAAUAUAAGUCAACUUUAGAUAAUAGUGUUGCAACUUCUCAAGCACAACAAGAUCAACUUGUACAAAUUACUGAAUUUAACUCAAAACUUAUCGAAGCAAAUGCACAGCUCACGGAUAUUAUAACUCGAUUACGUCAAGAAAUACAAGAUACAGAUAGUAAAGCUUCAAACUAUUCAUCCGAACUUGAUAGUAUUUUAAACCAAUUAUUGAGUGAGGUUGAGAAUGAAGAAUUUAAAGAUAAUCGAAGUUUGAUAAAGUCAAAUUACGAAAACGAGGAAAAAAUUGCUUCUCUGACAAUCAAUAAAAUUGAACGGAAAAUUGAGUCUAUUCGAUCGGAAGUUACUCAACUGAAUCUAAUAAUUAAGGAGAAAGAUGAACGUAUAGCUCAUUUAGAUGUAGCUGAAAAGGAAAGGGAUGACUUUAAAGUAAAAAUUAUUCAAGCAAAGGAAUUAAUGAAAAAGGAUCGCGAUUCACUCAAGCAAGAAAUGGAAAUCAUGCGUGCUCAACAUGAAUCUGAUCUUAAGCGGGUUGAAUCAGAAUUUUGUAGGGACCGUUAUAAAUUACAGAAUGAUUUUCACAAAGAACGUUCUCAACUUGAGGCUGAAUGGCGCGAAGAACGCCUUCGACUAGAAUCAGAACGUCAUGAAGAACGUAAUCAUCGUUUACGUUUAGAAGAUGAAUAUCGGGAUGAAAGGUCAGAACGCCUUAGGAUUGAAACUGAAUUAAGAAGCUCUGAACGAAAAGUAGAAGAAAUGUCCAAGACGAACAAUAAUGACAAUUUAAGGAUUGCACAAUUAGAAUCCCAAUUAAAUAAAAUGGAUUUUUGUCAACCAGAAAUUUCUACUGUCGCUGUCGGAACUGCUGAUAUACAAGAUUUAGAUCUUCAAAUUCAACAUAAUAAAAUUUCCAAGUCCAGUUCACUCGAGUCACAGCUGAUUUCAUCGAACUCGAUGUAUAAUAAAUUACGUGAACACAACAAAACCCUUGUUGAGAUUAGCGACAGUUAUCUGCAGAACAAAGAAGCAGUGGAUCAAGCACUUAAUCGCACCACUAAUUAUUAUCAAGACAUAGCUAAAAAAAUUGCUGUAGAACAUGAAAAUGAAAUUCGAAAGCGUGAUUGCAAAAUCGGUGAGAUUGAAACGAAAGAAGUAUCUUUAUUAGAAGAAAUCCAAAUGUUAAAGUCCAAACUAUUAAAAAUGGAGGACAGCAAUAAAUCUUUACAAAACCAAAUAAAUGAAAUAAAUGUAGAAAAUGAAGACUCUAAUUCUAAGAAAAACGAACAUCCAUCUGAAGACGCAACUGCUUGUGUUUUGAAACCAAUUUCUAAUAUUGAAGAUUCGAGAUUUGAUCUACAUCCUCAUAAACUUUUAACAUUAACUGAAAUUGAUUCAAUGAUCUUGGAAUCUACGUCAAGAAAUACAUAUAGACACACUAACAUAAAUACCCAAUCGAAAGAUGACGAUAUUCAAAAAAUACAAGAACUUAAUAAUGAUAAAAACAUACAGUAUAUGAGAUCAAAUUCUAAUCUAACGGAAACUGAGCGCAUUGUCGAAAAUGUUACUAUUCAAGCGGGAUAUAGCAAUAAUAAUAUAUAUGAUACUCUUCAAAGUUCUAAUGAUGCAAGAGACAUAGAUGACUGGUUGUCUCCGAGUUCUAAUUUGAGAUCCAAACGAAGAAAGACGGGUUGUUCGGAAAGUGCCGAUAAACACGUAGGACGAUUACAUGUCCCAUCAACAAACACUUCUAUGAUCUUAGGUGUGAAAGAAGUAUCAAAGUUGGAGACACGAUUGAGAGGUAAAUCGAAAGCUGGACGUAGAACCAAUGAAAAAGAAUAA